Messenger RNA from Cryptomeria japonica (Japanese cedar), 528 nucleotides. RefSeq lists its product as uncharacterized. NCBI's taxonomy places the organism in Eukaryota, Viridiplantae, Streptophyta, Pinopsida, Cupressales, Cupressaceae. The record is from RefSeq and is a predicted model, not a curated record. The coding region runs from base 66 to 293 and encodes 75 amino acids. The transcript has 2 exons.
CAAGCGUAGAUAAUUUAAUUUCCUUGCUCUCUUCUUUUCUAUCUAUUGUAUUCAUUUCAUUAAGGAUGGCCAAGUGUGCUGCCAUUUUUACAGUGCUGUUGCUUCUCUCUGUGUUUGCCUCCCUCUCCCAGGGGCGCACCACUAGAGUGGUGAUGGCAGAGGAGAUGAAAGUAGUGGUGAGUAGAGUAAUCUGCCCAGCAUGCGUUUGCUGUGAACCAGCCGCAAAUUCCAACACCUGCUGCAGAUGUUGCGCAGCCCCCAUUGAAACGCAAUCACAGACUUCUAAUCCAUGAGACCACCAUAUAUUCUUUUUUAUUUGCUUAUGCAAUAAAUAAUGGUGCUAUUAUAACACCACUUACAUUCUAAAUCUGUUACUGUGGAUUAUCUGAAUGUAUCAAAACAUAAGGACGUAUAGUUUAUACUGUUCGUAUUUGUAUUUGGCCUAAAAUAUGUUGCUUCAAAAGCGUAAUUUUAAAUCAAUCUUUUCGGUAAAUUUAGUUAAAGAUGAAUCUGAUCUUUUUCAGUGUU